AUGGUCAAAAAGUUCAUGAAGGAGGAGCAUCCCGAUGUAAAGCAUCACUUUGAUGUAUGGCACGUUUCCAAAGGAGUUACGAAGAAUUUAGAGACAUGUGCCAAGAAAAAAGAUGGUGAACCCACAAGACAAUGGACAAAAUCCAUUGGCAACCACAUGUACUGGUCUGCUAUUUCAGCUGGAAAUGACGGGGAGGAAAAGCUUGCCAAAUGGACAUCACUGUCAAACCAUAUCUGCAACAUUCAUGAGGGACAUUCAGAUAAAUUUCCACGGUGCCUACACAGCCCAUGUGAUGACAAGGAAUGGCUUAUAAAAGGUUCCAGACAACACAAAAUGGUCAUAUCCGUAGUUGAGAGCCCAUAUCUGCUAAGAGAUGUUGCGAAACUUUCCCCAUUCCACCAAACUUACAGCCUGGAGGUCUUUCACAGUGUCGUCAACCAUUUUGCUUCCAAGAGCACACAUUUUUUCUACUCGUCCAUGCAGGCAAGGCUGUAUCUGACUGCAUUGCACUACAACGAAAAUGGAAAAAAGGAGCGAGCUUACACCAAAGAAGGACAAGAAAAAUGGCAAAUAUCCUACCCGAAAUCUAAGAAGGGUGCAGAAGCUGUGGUAAAGUCAUGCAAAGUCAACACUACAUAUGGUUAG
Messenger RNA from Ylistrum balloti, 645 nucleotides. RefSeq lists its product as uncharacterized. Bases 1 to 645 code for a protein of 214 amino acids. The transcript has 4 exons. Lineage: Eukaryota; Metazoa; Mollusca; Bivalvia; Pectinida; Pectinidae. The record is from RefSeq and is a predicted model, not a curated record.